Molecule: messenger RNA, 2753 nt
Organism: Poecilia latipinna (sailfin molly)
Lineage: Eukaryota; Metazoa; Chordata; Actinopteri; Cyprinodontiformes; Poeciliidae
Product: cytosolic 5'-nucleotidase 1A-like
Exons: 6
Coding region: 163-1248 (361 amino acids)
Biological process (GO): nucleotide metabolic process; adenosine metabolic process
Cellular component (GO): cytosol; cytoplasm
Molecular function (GO): 5'-nucleotidase activity; magnesium ion binding; nucleotide binding
Source: RefSeq, a predicted model, not a curated record
CACUGUUGGUAGGAACUAUGGGAACUCCCACCGGGCUUCCUUACUUACACUUCCGUAAAGUUUAGUAGGUGCAACAGGGUAACUGUAGCGUACUGCACGCUACUUAGUUGAGUUUCGUUUAGAUUUUAUUUCGAUUCACUUCAGUUUUAUUUAUUUUUAAAAAUGAGCGAAAUUAAACCAGAGGAUAAAACAGCAACCGAUAAAAAUGAAGAGGAACAAGACUGGGAAGCAGCUAAAGCUUUCUUUGAGAGUCUAAAGACAAAAGCACCGAGGCCGCCCAAACCCCAGAAUGCGGUAACCAUCGCCGUCUCCUCUCGCACCCUCUUCAACAUGGUGGCAGAGAGGAAAAUCUUCGUGGAUGAAGGAGUGGAGAAGUACGUCGCUUUUCAGGUGGAACAUGAAAGCGAUCCGUUAAAGCCGGGACCUGCAUUCCCUUUUGUAAAGGCCCUCAUGAAUGUCAACACUCGACUUAGGAACCUUUACCCCGACAGCGAGGAGCUGUUUGACAUCGUCUUGAUGACUAACAACCACGCUCAAGUCGGCGUGCGCCUGAUUAACAGCAUUAAUCACUACGGUUUGACCAUAGAGAGAUUCUGUAUGACUGGAGGGAAAAGUCCUAUAGGUUACCUGAAGGCCUACAUGACAAACCUUUACCUCUCAAAAAGUGCAGACAAAGUUACAGAAGCGAUAGAGGAAGGGAUUGCUGCAGCCACCAUGUUUAUGUCAAGACAGGAGAGCGAUCUGAGCGACACUCAGCUGAGAGUGGCGUUUGAUGGUGACGCCGUCCUCUUCUCAGACGAGUCGGAGAUCAUUGUGAAGAAGCAUGGCCUCGACACUUUCUUUGAGCAUGAGAAAAAGUUUGAGAACAAACCUUUGGCUCAGGGUCCAUUAAAGUGCUUCCUGGAGGCCCUUGGUAAGCUCCAGAGAAAAUUUUAUGCCAAGAACGAGCGUCUGAAUUGCCCGAUCAGAACCUUCCUGGUCACAGCCCGCAGCGCAGCCAGCUCCGGCGCGCGAGUCCUGAAGACCCUCCGCAGCUGGGGCCUGGAGAUCGACGAGGCCCUCUUUCUGGCCGGGGCUCCCAAGGGCCCUCUGUUGCAAAAAAUCAGACCUCACAUCUUCUUCGACGACCAGAUGUUCCACAUUGAGGGGGCCAAUGAGCUGGGAACCAUAUCUGCACAUGUGCCUUAUGGAAUUGGACAGAAGUACAACAAGGGGAAGCUCAUCGAGGAGCCCAAAAAAGAAGAGUAAUUUGCAAGUGACAUACACUACACUAAUUUAUCUCCAUAGGACGAGAUUUGCUCCAAAUUAAUCAUGUUUUAAAGAAGCAGUAUUAUGUAUUUUACAGGCACAUAGGGGCAUUUUCUAGCACCAUCAAGUAACUAUGUCACCUUCAGUUGUUAUAAAAAGGCUGUAUAUGUAAAAUAUCACAAUAUAAUGCUUUAAAAUUGAGGCUUUAUUUCUUUAAGAAACUCCUUGCCCUUUCCGAGACUCCGCCUUCAGCACGUCAUCACAACAACGUGUGUUGCACUGAGAAGUAGCUCAUACCAUGAGCUCAGCAGAUGCGCAGCUCUUCUAGGUGUUUGCUAAUUGCUGCUGCCGCUAGUUUGGAGGAGCUGAGAGGUAAAGAUGUGACUUGGUGUGAGCAAGCGUUUUGCAAACCCAAACGGCUGCCAGCGGAGGUUAAAGGAUUUCUCAAACAUGCAUGAAAGAAUCAAAGCUGCACCCCAGUUAUGUUUCCAAUGAGGGAAUAACAUUAUAGCAUGAAGUAAAGCUCAAAAAAGUCUAUUUUUACACAAUACUGCCACUUUAAAAGUGCCAAACUAAAGAAAACGUUAGAAUUUAGUUUAUUAAAGGAUUUUGCAAUAUGUAUGGUGAGAAUAUAAUAUCUGCCAAAAUGUAUUUUCACAGAUAGAUUUACCUUAUGCAAUCCACAUUUUUUCCCUUUUUAAUUCUAGACAGAAAAAAAUCUAUUGUUACCUUUUUUCUGCAUCUGCUUCCUUUUUAAAAGCUCAGUCAGGAAUAAAUACAUUUUUAAUAAAGUUUACAUCAUUUUUAUUUAUUCCUCUUUGUGCCGUGUUUGUAUUUUUCCUUGACCUUGAACACGUAACGGUCCACUCUCUCCUGUUUGGUAAAAAUUGCCCGAUCCAUCAUUUUUAGGCAACGUUCUUGCACCUUUAUAGAACGCAUAUAUAUUUUAAAACAUUUCUGCCAGGGUAGAAAUGCUGUGGCUUAAAGGGACACUGAUGCUGCCUUUUAUGUUUUUCUUCUUGCUGGAUGUUGACAUAAAAUUCUAUUGUUUUGAUGCUUUUCUUAUGUUCAAGUUUAUUUGUAACAUAGGACCAAACUACUUGUGUUAGUUUUCGAACGCUACAGAAUUAUGCACGUCGGUAUUUUCCAAAUGCUGGAAAUAUCUGUAUUUGUCACUUGUUUUGUGCCGUUCAACUUUUCUAUCUAUAGCUACUUUCACACGGACUCUGUGAAAGUAGAGCCUGUGUGAAAGUUUUGCAUUGUCAGAUUGUAUUGAGCUCUGAGCAUGCAGUCGGGUUAAUAAAGUAAUGUAGAUCAAUCUUGUUUAUUGGUGUUUGGGGUAAGCACUAAAUUAGUAAGCAUUUUUAAGCAUUUUGAUAAAAUCUAUUUUUAGUCUAUAUUGUACUCCGUUUACAUAUUGAAAUAAGAAUAUGAAAACAAAAAAAAGUGCAUUUUUUUUAUUUUUUUUUUUAAAGAAUAAAAAUAUUUUCUGUUCCAAAAGCAUU